Molecule: messenger RNA, 966 nt
Organism: Endocarpon pusillum Z07020
Lineage: Eukaryota; Fungi; Ascomycota; Eurotiomycetes; Verrucariales; Verrucariaceae
Exons: 5
Coding region: 1-966 (321 amino acids)
Source: RefSeq, a predicted model, not a curated record
AUGGGUAGAGCUUCGGGUACGACCAAGGCUCCGAGCGAGUCUCCCAGCCCAGUCACACCUCAACCCAAACGAAAGCGAGUUGAAAAGCCACGGGUGGCCCCCGCUGAAUACGAUAUCCCCUACUUCGCUCACAUGCAACUGAAUCCCGCGCGAUACCCUGUCACUGUUGGGGCUCCUGUUGGCCAACCGCCAUUCGAGCCUGCGCCAUAUGGUGGUCAUAGAGCGAAGAAGUCAAUGAAGGAGGAUGCAGAGGAUGACUCCGAGGAAGAGGAUUCCGAAAGUUCCGAAGAGGAAGUCGUCUCACUGAAGCGCAAAGCACUUGCCAUCAGCCCACCUCACAACGGUUUCAGUGGAUCUGAUUACAAAAAAGCCAAGAUGGCAGGAGGCCGUCCUGCUCUCGCCAAGAAAGUUACCGCACAGAUGGAUUCCGAUGACGAGCUCAUCGUCCAAAUGAAACAAGCCAGAUACCAAGAAAAGGAUAUUGCCCAGCGGUUGAUUGAUGAAGGUCGAACUCAUUAUCACCCCAAGACCAUUGGCACCCGAUGGGCACGUCUGAAGAAGGUCAUGCAGGUACGCAAUGAUGAACUGCUUGAUCAAGAUCUUACCGACUGGCACGAGGGAGACGAUGAGGUUCUUGCAGAAGCCAUUGCAAAGGCAGAUGCCGAGGUCGAGAAGCUCAAGCAAGAGAUUGCCGCAAAGAAGUGGCGCAUGGUAGCGGACAAAAUGAAGUCUAUCAAGCCCGUAGUCAACUUCUCCCAGAAUGCAUGCCGCAAGCGUCAUGAAGACUUGGAAGCCGGAACAGCCAAGCCUACGCCCGAGAGUGUUCCAGACCCAGAUGACGAGGUCAAAGCACGGAUUCAAUCUCGAUUGGACAAGGAAGAGGCUAUCAAGAAAGCGGCUCGCUUUACCACACACCAUCAGAACCUGGACAACAAUGCCUGGACGUCAAGGAUGCGUCAAUACUAG